AUUCACAAUCCUAACCGUGCGUACGCCAACAAAUUCGUGGCGCUUUUACGAACGCGAUCGGCGUGUAACCCUCUAGUUGGCCAUCGGCUGCACCCUCGCGAGAAAACGUACUUUUCGAGUUCGCCCGUCGCUCAUCGGCGUCCGGCGACAUUCAAAUUUCGAGCAGCAGCAUCGCCCGCAAGACCCGAGGCACGUCGCGGGCAUUAACGGAACGUGGGGCGCCGUUUCGCAUCAUCCGGCCGUGAGUGUUUUCCCGUCCGAAGAUCGUCGCAUCGUCGCGGACCUGAUGUCAGGCAUCGCGAUCGCCAGGCUCGCCGAGGAGCGAAAAGCAUGGAGGAAGGAUCAUCCGUUCGGCUUCGUAGCUAGACCAACUAAAAAUCCAGAUGGUUCCCUUAAUUUGAUGAGUUGGGAAUGUGCAAUACCUGGAAAAAAAUCUACUCCCUGGGAGGGUGGUCUUUAUAAACUACGCAUGAUUUUCAAAGAUGACUAUCCAUCGAGUCCACCAAAAUGUAAAUUCGAACCUCCGCUGUUCCAUCCAAAUGUUUAUCCAUCUGGUACUGUCUGCUUGUCACUUUUGGACGAAGAGAAAGACUGGCGACCAGCUAUCACGAUCAAGCAAAUUCUUUUGGGAAUUCAGGAUUUGUUGAAUGAACCAAACGUGAAAGAUCCAGCUCAAGCUGAAGCAUACACAAUAUAUUGCCAAAAUCGUCUGGAAUACGAAAAGCGCGUUAAAGCUCAAGCCAGAGCGAUGGCCCCCCAAGAAUAAAUCACAAAUGUCAAAUCGAUGUAUUUAAAAUAUGUGAGAAAGAUAUUGUAUGUGGAUAAUAUUUUCCUGAGCUGAUCUCUAGCUCUUUACACUUAAUCUUUUUUACGAAUAAAAUUAAUAUAUGUUGUAACUAGUUAAGCGAUUUAUAUUCUUGACGUUUAUUUUUCAGAUAUUACUUUCAUUCAUCGUAUAUAUACUUUUAAGUUUCAGAACGUUGCGUUCACAUCAUGCAAAUGUAGAAAUCAACACAUAUGAAUUCUUUCGCACAUAAAUAAUUUCUUAUUAAUAUUAAGAACUAUAUUAUGAGAUAUGUACUUUAAGAUAGAAUUAUUUUUUGAUCGAAACUUUAAUUUUUAAGUCUUAUAAGUGAUUACCGAUGUUAUUUUUAAAAUAGAAAUACAGGCGAGACAUCAAACGCAAUGGCAACAAGUGUUAAAUAAAUAUCGAUCCAUCUUG
This is a messenger RNA of Pogonomyrmex barbatus (red harvester ant), 1222 nucleotides long. It is a transcript of the gene lwr, whose product is annotated as ubiquitin conjugating enzyme lesswright. The record is from RefSeq and is a predicted model, not a curated record. Lineage: Eukaryota; Metazoa; Arthropoda; Insecta; Hymenoptera; Formicidae.